Messenger RNA from Camellia sinensis, 160 nucleotides. The record is from RefSeq and is a predicted model, not a curated record. Lineage: Eukaryota; Viridiplantae; Streptophyta; Magnoliopsida; Ericales; Theaceae.
GAGCUUCUGAUGGAUGCCAAGAUGGUAACAAGGUAUCUGGUCAGCUGCAUAGAUAUGAGCAUCUGAGUAGAAUGGCAGCAAUUGACGAGUCAGAAAGCCUUUCUGAUAUCGAUGAUGUUGAGGUUGACAAAUAUCUGCACAGUAAGGAAGAGAUGCAUUA